AGUGGCAUUCGUGAACACCGAGAUUUUGUGGUGGCGGCUGCAGAUUUAUUACGUGAAGUGAAUGCAUCUAAGCUGGCAUUGAAUUAGUAUAUUUCUUUAAUCUUAGUUAUAUUUAGAAAGAAAUCAAAAUGAAACUCAUUUAUUUAACACUUCUAGUAUUACCUGCCUUGCUUUUGUGCUUCCAAAAUGCAAACUCAAUAUUUGCAAGAGCAGAAGAAGAUGAAUUAGAUGAUGUAGUAGACAUUGAAGGUGAAGAUAGCCAAGUAGUUGGAGAUGAUGUUAUUGAAGAUGACGACUCUGUAGUAAAAUCAUCACAAGAUAUUGAUACUACCAUAUUGUUUACUAAACCCAUCACUACCUAUGGUGAUGUUGCUUUUGAUCUCCAAGCUGGCAAUCCUGUUGAGUUCCUUGUUGGUUUUACUAAUAAGGGAUCUGACGAUUACCUGGUUGAGACAAUGGAAGCCUCAUUCAGAUAUCCAAUGGACUACACUUACUAUAUUCAAAACUUCACUGCAUUACCAUACAAUCGUGAAGUAAAACCUAAACAAGAGGCUACCUUUGCUUAUUCAUUUAUUCCCAAUGAAGCAUUUGCUGGACGACCCUUUGGUCUCAACAUUCAGAUUAACUACAAAGAUGCUAGUGGAAACUCAUACCAGGAAGCUGUCUACAACCAAACAGUAAACAUUGUUGAAAUCUCAGAGGGGCUUGAUGGAGAAACAUUCUUCCUCUAUGUCUUUCUUGGUGCAGCAUGUGUUCUUAUCCUUGUCGUGGGUCAGCAAGCUUUAUCAUCUCUUGCCCGUCGCAGAUCACCCAGAUCAGCUCCUAAACCCCUCGAGACUGGAACUGCUAAUGAUGUUGAUUAUGACUGGCUCCCUAAAGAAGUUGUUAAUCAGCUCAGUAAAAAAAUCACCUAAGACACCAAAACAAUCUCCACGUAUGAGGAAGGCGAAGAGAUCAGCAGGCGAUGACUAAUUUUAUCAGUGAAUUUAUUUUAAGUUCUGAGCUCAGCCAACAGGCAAUACUUUAGUUUGUCAAUUAAAAUAAGAAUAAGAUCCUAAAAAAACAUGAAAUGAAGUAAAAAAUUAAUGAAAGAUAAUGGCAACACAACAUAAGAUAUUAAAUAUUAGCCUUUUUCAUAAGUAAAUGUAAUUGUGUUUAAUUUUUUUGUCAAUAUGCAUACAUAAAGGCCUAAACUGAAAUAACUGUUAUCUACUAAGUUCUAGUUAUUAAUGUGACUUCAUUCUUAUUUUAUUUGAUGUAAACAGAACAGACUGUGUGUUUAGUUUAAGUGUGAGAGUAAAUUAUGGAACAAACUGUGAGGGGUCCUCGCAAUGAGCUGCGGAUAUGAGAGACAUUAAAUAAUUAAUAUUAAAAAUGUUACAUUUUUAUA
This is a messenger RNA of Pieris rapae (cabbage white), 1390 nucleotides long. RefSeq names its product translocon-associated protein subunit alpha. The coding region runs from base 129 to 914 and encodes 261 amino acids. Gene Ontology annotation, cellular component: endoplasmic reticulum membrane; endoplasmic reticulum. NCBI's taxonomy places the organism in Eukaryota, Metazoa, Arthropoda, Insecta, Lepidoptera, Pieridae. The transcript is spliced from 5 exons. The record is from RefSeq and is a predicted model, not a curated record.